This is a messenger RNA of Nicotiana attenuata, 2557 nucleotides long. RefSeq names its product pentatricopeptide repeat-containing protein At4g17616. The record is from RefSeq and is a predicted model, not a curated record. Lineage: Eukaryota; Viridiplantae; Streptophyta; Magnoliopsida; Solanales; Solanaceae. The transcript has 2 exons. Bases 229 to 2376 code for a protein of 715 amino acids. Gene Ontology annotation, molecular function: protein binding.
GGUCAUUUGUGCAAUUAGCCCAAAUUUUGGCCAGCAAAGUAGAAAAGCACAAUAAACGGAGACCCGAAACCCAUUUUGAAUAACCGCUGUUUCUCCGGCCACCUGCGUUCGAACAUUCUCCGGCGAACUUGAGUUAUUUUGAUAUAGAGUGGUCUAUUUCGAUUGGCAAAUUUCCAGGAUACAAUGUCAUAAUUCUUUUAUUCGUGAUUUUCUGGAUGGUGUUCCUUCAUGGCGUGCCCCUUGAGAAAAGCUAUCGCAGUUUGCUCCAUCUUCAGGAAACGCUAUUCUUCCAUUGUUGAGGUGGCUUCAAAGGCCAGUAGAUUGACCUGCAACAGAAGGUGUACUGUCUUCUCAAGAACAGAGUCCUCGAUUUCUUAUGAUAACUCUAAACCUGGAGGUGAGCUGUUUCCUCGACAGUUCUGUUCAAGUAGAGAGCCAGAGACGUUAUCUUGGGGCGUGUCAUCUGACAUUGUUUUGCUGGGAAAGCUUGAAAGUGCAUUGAAGAAUCACAACUUGGAGGAGUCUUGGGAAACCUACAAGGAUUUCAAACGUCUUUAUGGUUUUCCUGACCCCUCUCUUGUAGGUAGGCUGCUCACUGAGUUGUCGUACUCAUCUGAUUCUAGGUGGCUCCGAAAGGCAUACAAUAUGGUAGAUUCUAUUUUGAAAGAGAAAAGGGAAUUACUACGUACAGAGCUAAUGACCAAGCUCUGCCUAUCGUUGGCUAGAGCUCAAAUGCCCGUUCGAGCAUCAUCAAUUCUCAGGCUGAUGUUGGAUAAAAGAAUUCUCCCACCAAUUGACAUGCUAGGGAUGAUAAUAUUUCAUAUGGUGAAGACUGAGAGUGGAAUGAUUCUGUCAUCGAAUAUUUUGAUCGAGAUUUAUGGUAGCUCUCAACAAUUAACCACAAAAAAGUCAGCUUACGCGGAGCUUAAUAAGCAUGAUACACUUGUUUUUAAUCUUGUUCUUGAUGCUUGUGCAAGAUUUGGAUCAUCCAUUAAAGGCCAUCAGAUUAUUGAGUUAAUGGCUCAAGUUGGAGUGGCAGCCGAUGCUCAUACUAUUUCAAUUAUUUCUUUGCUUCAUGAGACGAACGGUAUGCGAGAUGAAUUGAAGAAAUUUAAGGAGCAUAUAGAUCAGGUUUCAACAACAUUGGUCCCCCACUAUCGGCAAUUCUAUGAAAAUCUCCUGAGUUUACAUUUCAAGUUUAAUGAUAUAGAUGCUGCUUCUGAUCUUGUACGGGAUAUUUAUACAUUUCAAGAGUCUCAUCACAUGCAUGGAGAUGAGACACAACCACCUAAACCGUGCCUUGUUUCUAUCGGCUCUGAUAAUCUAAGGAUGGGAUUGAAACUACGAAUUUUUCCUCAUUCAUUAUCAAGGGAGUCUGUUUUCAAUGUGGGACGUAAUCAGGUGCUGGUUAUGUAUAAAAAUGGGAAACUUGUCCUUAGCAACAAAGCGUUGGCCAGGAUUAUUGUACAGUACAAGAAGGGUGGGAGAAUUAAUGAGCUGUCAAAGCUUCUUUGCAAUAUCCAGAGGAAAGGCUCAUUUGAAUCCAGCAGAAUGUGCUCUGAUGUGGUUGCUGCUUGCAUUUGCAUGGAGUGGCUCGAAACUGCUCAUGAUAUUUUGGAUGAUUUGGAUUCUGAAGGAAGUCGGCUAGGCACUAGUUCAUACAUGUCUCUGUUGACUGCAUAUCGCAAUAAAAAUAAGCUAAGGGAAGCAGAGGCACUACUAAAGCAAUUAAGAAAAUCAGGUGUUGUCAUAAAUGCAUCUGAUCCGUUGUUAACUCCUACAUCUUUGUGUCAACCGGAAGAUAAAAACAUCAAUAAGUUGAAGGAAUCAGGCUCUAUGGCAAAAGGGGAGUUGGCUUAUCAUAUUGUUCAAGAAAUGAGGAGAGAAGAAAACGAGGCUUCUUUUAUGAUGCAUCAAUUGAAUUCAUCUAUCUACUUCUUUAUGAGGGCUCACAUGGUUGAAGAUGCCAUAAGGGCUUACCGAAAAAUGCAGGCAAUGAAGAUCCAUCCUACAGAGUCAACUUUCAUGAAUCUGCUUAAUGGGUAUUCUUCUUUAGGGAUGUAUCGUGAAAUUACAAUCUUAUGGGGAGAUAUUAAAAGGAACAUGGUAAGUCAUAAUAAGCUGAAUUCCAGGGAUUUAUAUGAGUUCUUGCUGUUGAAUUUUCUUCGAGGUGGUUAUUUUCAUAGGGUGAUGGAGGUUAUUGAUUUUAUGAAGGAGAAUGGUAUGUAUUUGGAUAAGUGGAUGUAUAGACAUGAGUUCUUGAAGUUUCACAAGGGUCUUUACCGAAGGAUGAAAGUAUCUGAUGCUACAAAUGAUGUACAAAUUCAGAGGAUUGAGCAUGUGAAGCACUUUAGGAAAUGGGUUGGCCUGGAUUAAAUGUUUUAGGUACACUUGCACGUUGGGGAACAAAAAAGAGCAAGAAAAUAUUGAAUUAUCCUUUGCCAAAUUUUGGCAGGCUUCUCUCCAUUUUGUCUACCUGAGAAGUGAUGUACCCUACCCCUUGGGGUCAGAGUUGCAUUGUAAAUUAUGUGUUUCAAUAAAAGUCAAAAUGCUUCCA